CGGCGCCACCCGACUUCCCCCGAUAGCCCCCCUUCGCCCUAGGUUUCUCAUUCUGGGUCCUGCCCGCCGAUGCCGCUGCUCAUCCUGUCAGACGCUCGCAAGCAGCAAGCAGAUCAGCACAGCCGCCUCGUCAGCCUGGCUUUGCCAUCCCACCUUUUAGAUAUCUAGCUUAGCCUUCAUUCCUCUGUGCGGAGAUACCCGGGGCAUCGCAAGUCCAUGAGCGAAGGUCAGAGGGGGGGGGCACGUCCAUGUGCGUCGGGAUAGCCAAUCAAAUCCGAACCAGCAAGAAGUAGUAGUAGCCAGCCAGGAGUGGCAGCAGCCGAAGUGGAAGAGGGUUUCUUGUUUUGCUCUUUCCGUGUUUGUUUACAGUGCACGCCAUGUCGUCGGCGUCGUUCUCUGCGUUGUGAGGAACCUUGAUCCCUGUUGCCGAGAGUUUGUGGAGGUGUGUGUGAGAGGUGAAGGGUGCGUUAUUCGACCUAGUCCGGAUUAGGGGUGUGGACGGAGAAGUGAAGUUAGUUAUCCACGCGACGCGAGGGUUUCGAAAUCCUGGGAUAAUUGUUGUUUGUUUGGGGUUGGUAAAGUGGAAGUGAAGGGCAGUGCAGUUGCAAGCCGAGGAUUAUCGUCAAUACUUCCAGCGGGACUGUGAGUGUGGAGCGAGAUCUGAUUCUGUGGGCUGUUUUCAAGGGUUACGUGGCACGUCUUGUUCGGAGUUCUCUGAAGGAACUUGUGUCGGGGUGAGGCAAAAUUUCUGGGGUUUUGUUUCGUUCGGCGGAUUAGAUAACCGAAGGACUGAUGGUUGCUUGCAGCACCCAUGCGCAGUAAUCCCCGACGUAUCUCUGUCAUGUUAAGGUUUGCUGGAUCUUCGGAUGCGUAGGGUAGAGUGAUUUUUUGGAGGGAAGAUUUCAUGGAAGUGGGCAAGCCGAGAAGGCGUCAAAAUCCACUGGUUGGCUUGCUGGAAUUUCCGAGGACCAGCAUGAUGAUUUAAAGGAGAGCAGGGACAGGGGAAGCGAUUUCUGUAUAUGCCGUGCUCUCAAUUUUAGGAGGGCUAAUGAAUGUCCAUGUAGGAGACACAGAGGAGGGUAGAGGUUCAGGAACAGCAGUUAGAAGCCGCCCAGGAAACGGCGAAUCAAAGCAGAACGCGGUCGUUCUCAGUUUCAUUCUUUCUGUCGCGAAUGCCACCUGCAGGUGAGGCUUUUGCCGAGAGUAGUGGAUGUUUCAGAACUCGCCGCAAGGACUGUUAUGGAAGACAGAGCCCCCGGUGUUUGAUGAAGUUCAGAUUUCGUACCUUUCACUCUAUUAGACAGUCGUUUCCUACCAGCGCGCACUUCGAUUAUCAAGUUAUUUCCCAGCGUAAUCACUGUGGGCUGUGGAAACACAAGAACCUCUUUGGAACUUUAGAACGUCAGUUGCACUUGUUUGUUUUUGACUAGUAGUUAUCCGUGUUCUAAUUUUGUGUAUAGUUUCUCUCGUCACCUGGUUCUCUUUGAAUGUCGAGGAUGGCCAUCAGGUAUCAAUGCUGGGAGGUGAGUGGACCAACUGUCAGCUACAAGCUCCCGCAUGGUCAAACUCACGGCCUCGUUGCACCUCAGUAUGCAAGUGACGGGUCGACAUUACGGCGUCACUCCAACUCCCCGCACGAAAGUUCUUUUCCACAUUUUGCGAUGUAUCUGCAACCUCAAAGCGAUCUGAAGGGUCAAUCUCUUGCGACACACCCGAAGGAUGUGUCAGCCGUGGCCAAUGUCAGAUUAGUGACGCCGCCCCAUAAUCAGUUCUCUCCUACCUCCUCCUCUCCCAUCGCGUCUCCGAAGACGUUUGAUCUCGUGUCGGAGGCUUGCAUUAAUAUCCCAACCAAGGAACCGGCAGUUUCAGAGACACUUGCGACUACUAGCUCCGUCACCACUGAGUCUGAGGUGAAAAUUUGCAAAUUGGGUUCUUUCGUGACCUCGACCGAUGGUCUAUGUGAGGCCCAGAGCAGUAGGUUAGAAGGAAUUUCUGCGAGCCCAUCGUCCGGUUAUCUGUCGAGAUUUGAUGGUUAUCAUCUCGGUCAUCGAGAUUUGAGAGCGAAGCUGCCCAGCAGCAAACCGGGGGUUGUGGAACGCGUUCUUCCUCUCAACGGUGGAUAUCUUACCGGAGGGUAUGCUCAUUGCCCACCCAGCAACGACGAUCUGCCUGCAAAUUCUUCAGAGUCCUCUUCGUCGAUCUGUCAAGCUAGUGAAGACAGCAGCGCGUGCACUUCAGAGGAUGCCGGGAGUGAGGAGGCUCAGUCAGCAUAUCGUGGCCCCUUGAAUUCGUCCCUAGCAGCCUUGGACGAGUCUCUUCCUAUCAAGAGACCUGGCUUAUCGAAAUUCUUUGGUGGCAAAUCCCGUUCGUUCUCUUCUCUUGCUGAAGUAUCCAGUGUGGCCGAUUUGGCGAAACCCAACAAUCCGUACGCAUACAUCAAGCGACGGAAGAUGGGGUUGAACUGUCCAUUAGAUCGUCACAGAUCAUAUCCACCUCCGACACGGUCCUCUGGUGCUAGCAUUGCGAAGAAGUUACCGAGCAGUAGCAGCAAAAGCUCGCUUGCAGUGGCGGUGCUGCUCGAGCAGCAAGAACAGCAUGAUCAUCAGGAACAUAAAGAACAGCGAGAGCAGCAGCAACAAGAGCAGCGGGCACAAGAGUCGCAGCAGCAAGAGCAGUUGUUGGCUGCAGCACCAAGUUCCAUGCGGAGGUCAGAUGCCAGGGUCUUUCCAUCCCGGUCUUUCUCACUCACCGAUUUACAUGCAAGCGGCAGUCCACCACUUCGUCGAGCCUUUGUGAGACCGUGAAUACCGCUCAAAUAAGUGAUGUUUUUUCUAUAUUUGUAGUGGACGAGAUUUUCCUGACACGCCACUUGUUAAGGAUCACCUCUCCAUCGACUGGGCCGGGACAUUCAAUUGUUCCCUGUUGGGAGUGGAACAGGAUGUCAGACAUGCUCGUUGAUCUCCAAGACAAUGACAUAUAGCAAAUUAAACAAGCGACAGCGUGUUCUGCUUAGGAUGGAGAGUACUGCUGCCCUGGGUAGCGUGCUCUCAAGUGAUUUCAAGUGAUCCAGCAAAUGAUUCUGAAACGGGUUAAAGAAAGCUGGACACAUUGAGAUGGCCUGAUGAGCUGCCUCUGGCUCCCAUUUAAGGGGACUGUAAUGACGAUUACGGAGGUAUUUUGGCGUGACAUUACAGACGUCAAUCUCAGUUGAAGUGAGGGAGUCAAUUCGACUUACACACAUCAGAGACUCCUUCACGGAAAGUAUAUGCUCAACUGCCAAGAAGUAUGGCGGUGGAUGAUAGUUUCAUGUUGUGAUGAAGGGGAUCUUUAAAUUGGGGUCUUUCUGUCACAGGUGUGCUCGAGUGUUUUACAAUUUAGUUAGGUUUCUUUCUGCUCUGAUUUCUAUCUCCUUCAACCAGUGAUGGUGUUGGAAACUGGUGGUCGGUAGAACAGAAGCAGCAGGAGGGACCCGACCAAGUAUCUGAUCUGUUGAAAGUUAUUAGUCUUCUCCUUGAGGAAGAUACGCAGCAGGCACGGCUUGGAAAAUCCCGCGGGGGAUACUAGAGCCCCAUUUGCCCCUGGAGUGAAUUUGGCUGUGGGAGUCCACCUAUUUAGAGCGUUUACACACAUUGAGUUCAUUUGAUACUCAAUGAGACUCUGCUUGAGAAGUCCGUGCUAUUUGAUCAAAUGCGCAAGGAGGUGGAUGUUGCCGAUGGUGCCGAAGAACAUAAGAUGUCUAGUCAACUCUCUCUCGUUUCAUAUCUUGUAACAUACAUUGACAUUUUCGUGUGGAUCAUCAUUGUAAUGGAAUUAAAGCAAGAUUUUCCGCCACAUUCGUGUCCUUUUGACA
Messenger RNA from Physcomitrium patens, 3850 nucleotides. RefSeq lists its product as uncharacterized. The record is from RefSeq and is a predicted model, not a curated record. Lineage: Eukaryota; Viridiplantae; Streptophyta; Bryopsida; Funariales; Funariaceae.